This is a messenger RNA of Talaromyces marneffei, 1269 nucleotides long. RefSeq lists its product as uncharacterized. The transcript has 6 exons. The record is from RefSeq and is a predicted model, not a curated record. NCBI's taxonomy places the organism in Eukaryota, Fungi, Ascomycota, Eurotiomycetes, Eurotiales, Trichocomaceae. Gene Ontology annotation, cellular component: extracellular region. Gene Ontology annotation, biological process: chitin catabolic process; carbohydrate metabolic process. Bases 1 to 1269 code for a protein of 422 amino acids. Gene Ontology annotation, molecular function: chitin binding; chitinase activity.
AUGCAGCUCUUCACAACGAUCUUGCUAGCCUUUGCUGGCUUAUCAGUUGUGAAUGGAGCCUCUGUCGAUGUGGAAAAGCGUGAUGGCAACUAUCGAUCUGUGGCAUACUUUGUGGACUGGGCCAUCUAUGGUCGAAAUUUCCAUGUUCAGAAUUUGACAGACAUGGCGCCAACGUUGACACACCUACUGUACUCGUUUGCUAAUAUCAAUUCGGAUUCUGGGGAGGUCGUUCUUGGAGACAGUUAUGCAGACAUUCAAAAGACGUAUCCUGGCGAUCCUCUUGACGGCAAUGGAAAGAAUGUCUACGGCUGUGUCAAGCAGCUGUAUCUCUUGAAGAAAGCAAACCGAAACUUGAAAGUGUUGUUGUCUAUUGGGGGCUGGACUUGGUCAUCCAGAUUUGUAGGGGCAACUGGCUCAGCAGCAAAUCGUGCCAAUUUUGUAAAGACUGCAAUUGGACUUGUGCAAGAUCUUGGAUUCGAUGGUAUUGAUAUUGACUGGGAGUACCCAGCCGACAGUACUCAGGCGGAUGCCUUUGUGAGCCUUCUUCGUGAACUUCGUGAUGGCUUGGACGACUAUGCUGCGGCAAAUACCCCUGGUUAUCAUUACCUCAUCAGUGCAUCUGUGCCUGCUGGGCCCACGAAUUUCGAAAAAUUGCACAUCACUGCUAUGAAUGAGUACUUGGACAUGUGGAAUGUCAUGGCAUACGACUACAGCGGUUCUUGGGACACCAUGGCUGGUAUGGAUGCCAAUUUAUACCCUACAACAUCAUAUGUCAACGCGACCCCGUUCAACACCGACCAGGCCAUAACAUAUUACCUCCAAUACGGCGCUACUGCAAGCAAUAUAAAUUUGGGAAUGCCCCUGUAUGGACGAGCCUUUACAAACACAGACGGACCAGGUUCCUCUUUCUCUGGCGUCGGAGAGGGUUCAUGGGAAGCCGGAAUCUGGGACUACAAGGCGCUUCCUCAGGCUGGUGCGACGUUGUUUUAUGAGGAUUCGUCGGUUUCAGCGUGGACGUAUGAUAGCUCGCGACGAUUGAUGAUCAGUUAUGAUACCCCUUCUAUUGUUCAAACGAAAGGAGAGUAUAUCAAGUCCAGGGGUCUUGGUGGGGGUAUGUUUUGGGAGUGCAGCGGGGAUAAGACAGGACCAGAGAGCUUGGUUCAGACGCUCGUCAAUACACUCGGUGGUUCUGGUGUACUUCAUCGCAUGGAUAAUCAGCUCGACUACCCAGCUUCUCAGUACGAGAAUAUGAGAAAGGGGAUGCAGUAG